Aegilops tauschii subsp. strangulata is the source of this 513-nucleotide messenger RNA. Lineage: Eukaryota; Viridiplantae; Streptophyta; Magnoliopsida; Poales; Poaceae. The record is from RefSeq and is a predicted model, not a curated record.
AUGGCGCCCAAGAAGAAGAAGUCCGGCCCUUCGGCCCAGCCAUCCACCUCAGACGCCGUGGGGUAUGCGGGGACGGGCGAGGACGUGAGCGCUGCUGGGGGUGUGGCAGGAACAGGUGGCGCCAUCACCACUCCCCCUGCAGUCGACACGGGGGCUAAAGGCGUCGGAGGAGAACAACUUCAGCAACGUUUUGACGGUCAAGCUCCACAAGGUGCGGACGGGAGGGUGACUCCGCUUGCACCCCCUCCUCCCACCUGCGGGGGCAGCCACAGCAAUGGCGCUCGGUCCGGGGUGAGCCACCGCCCUCCGGCGUCCCUACUACGGGGGCGGUCGCGGCACGUGCGUCUCCUCCCAGGCGCGCCGACCCAACCACCGCAACUGAUGGAGCCGCAGACCCUCGAGCGCCAUCAUCACGCGACCCUGCUGCCCAGGUGGCCGCCCCACCGCAGCGCGGGCGCGCCACCGCCGCCGCCGCCGCGGGCACCGUCAGGAGCCAAGCGACGGUGCAGUUGA